GCCGCUGCGGAGCUUUCCCCCCCCCCCCCUCGGGCAGGGUGAGGGGCGGCGGGGGGGACUUGGGGGCAGCUGGGUUAGGGACAUUGCCCCCAUGCACUGCCACUCCAAGCAAGGCUCCCAGCUCUGCUCCCCUAGGUGUCCCGGGACACCUGGGUUCAGUGGGUCCCCCCCAGGUGCUCCCGCACGGGGACACGGGCAGGCCCCUUGUGCUCCCGUGCUCAGCCCUGCCUGCUCCCCCCCCACAGGCUGGGCCAUGGCGGGGGCCCCAGCGCCACCCCGUCCGCGGUGCCGAGUGCAGGCCGAAACCCGGCUGGUGCUGGAGGCAUUUCUGCAGGGCCGGGGAGGCGCGGGGGCCCCCGGGCAUGUGGGGCGCAGCUACCACGACCCCCAGCGCUACGCACACAGGCCCCUGCCAGAACAAGCCAGCACUCCCGGGGGGUCCCUGCGCCCUGGCUCCUGGACCCCCCUGCACGAGGACAUCAACCGGGUGGAAGAGCGCAAGCACGGCUUCAAAACCAGCGUGAAGAAGCUGCUGCAGCGUCGGGCCAGCCCCCGUCACAGCCCCCCUGGCCCCCUGCCUGCCCGUGGAGACUCCCUCAAGAGGCAGAAGGGGGGCGAGGGGGAGGAGGGGGGGCGCCGUCGGUACCCCCGCUCCUUCUCCUUCAAGGGGUUGCUGCGGAGGAAGGGCCUGGCCCGAGAGGAGCAGGAUCCCCAUCCCCCCCCAUCCCCCUCCUCGCUGCGCCCCACCUCCCUGCCUGUCACCCCCUGCUACUGCACGGACCUCCCUGCACUGGGACAGCAGGAUCCCACGGCACAAGGCCAGCCACCGCAGGACCCUGCUCUCUAUGCCCAGGCAGCCCAGAAGCUGGACAAACUGCUGAAGCAGCAGCAGCUGAAUAGCCCUGGGAGCGCUAAUGGGGCUCCCUCCCCCAGGCUGGGGGCCAGGACCCCCGGUGUCCAGCUGGGCAUCAGGCACUCAGCUCCGACAGACCACUCCUCGGAGACUGCCAGCGAGCAGCACAGGGAGCAGGUGAUCCAGAGACUCAUCAGCCUCCUGGAAGAGCAGGCUGAGGACAUCAAUCGGGAGAUGGAGACAGACCCCGUGCUGCGCAGCACCUUGUCCCGCAUGUCCUUCCACGGCUUCUCCCAGCUGGCCGAGGCCUUCGCCGCCCGUGCGCCCCCCAGCAGCCCCAGCCCCCAGCUCACGCGCCUGGCACUCACUAUGGAGCUGACCCGGAGAGUGGCUGGGAUCAGCAACCAUGCGGUGCAGACCCUCAUGGGCUACAGCCUCCAGAGAGCAUCGUGGGACAGGAUGAGCUCUUCGACCUCCAGCUCGACUAGGGGGAGGAGGCAGGAUGCAAGUUGGGUUGGGGGGAGGGGAGCUGGCCAUCCACCCCCCAGAAGCCACCGUGAUGGGGUGGCCCCCUAUCUAUGGGGAGGCCCCCUGGCAUUCUCAGGGUACAUCCAGCUGGAGGGGACCCCAAAACAGAUACCUUCCCUGGGGCCAUGGAGGGCCCAUUGUGACCUCUUAUUAAACAUUUAAAAAAUAUUUUUAACAAA
This is a messenger RNA of Alligator mississippiensis (American alligator), 1560 nucleotides long. RefSeq names its product BCL2 like 12 (gene BCL2L12). Bases 92 to 1543 code for a protein of 483 amino acids. The transcript is spliced from 6 exons. The record is from RefSeq and is a predicted model, not a curated record. Gene Ontology annotation, biological process: regulation of apoptotic process. NCBI's taxonomy places the organism in Eukaryota, Metazoa, Chordata, Crocodylia, Alligatoridae.